CUCCUAUUUGUCAUGUCUCACCGUGAUCGCUUCUUCCCAACUCGUGAUGAGCCUGAGGAUGACGAUGAAGUAGAUGCUGGUAGUGAAGCUAUGGAGGAUGAUAGAAUUAGUGAUGGCGUCGAUGACGCUAUUGAGGAGGAGGAUGAGGGAGAGGGUGAGGAUUUGAUGGAUAACAUGGAGGAGGAUUAUCGUCCUAUGCCUGAAUUGGAUCGAUAUGAUCCCAGGAUGCUGGAUGAGCAGGAGUAUGGUGAUGAUGCUGGUGCUAGGAGGCGUGCUGAGAGGGAACUAAGAGAGAGGGAUAGGGGACAAAGACGUAGAAUGCCAGGAGCGGUGUUUGGUGGGGAUAGUUCGGAUAGUGAGGAUGAUGAUGAUCGUAUGGGGGCCUAUGAGAGGAAGAGGCGUAGAUUAGAGAGGUUGAGGAGAGCUGCACAGGCAGAGGAUGACGAUGCUGCUAUGGACGAGGAGUUCGAUGCCGAUCUUAUCGAUCUUAAUAAUGAGGAGGUUGGACCGGACACUGACCUCUCUCCGGAUUCACGUUUGGGCAAGAAGAUUAUUGCCAACUUCAGCAAGUUCUUACAGACAUUCAUCGACCCAACAGAGGAUGCCAAUGAACCCUAUUAUUCUGAGAAGAUUCAUCAUAUGUGUGCCGAGGGGAAGACAUCCUUCACAGUAUCCUUCCAUCCUCACCUGGCUGAUUGGUCGCCUUUCAUGGCACAGUGGCUGUGUGAUCGUCCCCAUCAUAUACUCAAGCUGCUGCU
Molecule: messenger RNA, 758 nt
Organism: Perkinsus marinus ATCC 50983
Lineage: Eukaryota; Perkinsozoa; Perkinsida; Perkinsidae
Exons: 8
Biological process (GO): DNA replication initiation
Cellular component (GO): nucleus; MCM complex
Molecular function (GO): DNA binding; ATP binding
Source: RefSeq, a predicted model, not a curated record